This is a messenger RNA of Aspergillus wentii DTO 134E9, 1368 nucleotides long. RefSeq lists its product as uncharacterized. Gene Ontology annotation, molecular function: transmembrane transporter activity. The transcript is spliced from 6 exons. Gene Ontology annotation, biological process: transmembrane transport. NCBI's taxonomy places the organism in Eukaryota, Fungi, Ascomycota, Eurotiomycetes, Eurotiales, Aspergillaceae. The record is from RefSeq and is a predicted model, not a curated record. Bases 1 to 1368 code for a protein of 455 amino acids.
AUGACAUGUCAUCAUAGGCAAUUCCCCAAAUCACAAGCCAUUUUCAUUCUCUCUCUGAUGUGGCGUGGUAUGCGGAUUUUCAUUACGCUGCUGGGCAUUUUUAUGCUCAGCUCCUUGAUCUGUGCCUUAGCAUCCAGCUCGAAAAUGCUCAUUGUUGCACGGGCAUUGGCAGGCAUCGGAGCUUCAGGUAUCCAAAAUGGUGCCUUGACGAUUAUUACCAGAUCCCUUCCACCGAAGAAACAAGCACUUGCUCAGCUCGGCCUUGUCCUCGGACCGUUGAUUGGAGGAGCGCUAACGGAAUAUGUAUCCUGGCGAUGGUGCUUCUACAUCAAUCUUCCAAUCUGCGCCGUCAUUACUCUUGUCUUGCUUUUCGUCACUAUCCCAGAACCGAAAUCUACCAAUGAUCAUCUCCCAACCAUCCAAAUCAUCCGAGAGAAAUUAGAUCUGAUUGGAUUCUUCAUUUUCGCACCAGCCAUCAUCCAGCUCCUCCUGGCACUCGAUUACGGUGGAAACCAAUAUCCUUGGGAUAGCUCCACUGUCAUUGGUCUUUUUUGCGGCUCAGCCACCAUGUUCAUCUUGUUUCUGACAUGGGAGUACCGCACCGGUCCAGAGGCCAUGUUCCCUCUUCACAUGGUCUCUCAAAGAAUAGUCGCUUGCUCCUGUCUCUUUAUGUUAUUCCUCGGGGGGAUGAACGCCUGCGCAACAUAUUAUCUUCCUCUUUACUUUCAAGUGGUGAAGGGGGUGUCUCCGAUGAUGAGUGGUGUUUCUACGCUCCCAGGCAUCAUCAGCCAGUUGAUUCUUGUUAUUCUCUCUGGGUUUCUGGUGAGAAAGGUGGGCUACUAUCUUCCGUUUAGUAUCAGUAGCGCGGGACUAUUAUCACUUGGAAACGGGUUGCUAUCUCUCUUAUCAUCGUCUACUCCAACAAGAACAUGGGUUGGAUACCAGAUCCUGAUCGGAGCUGGGCGGGGUCUUGGUACUCAAGCGCCCCUCAUUGCCGUCCAAAACAUCCUCCCCAAAGCCGAAACCUCCAUCGCCCUGUCUCUCCUCUUCUUCAGCCAAACUCUUGGUCAGGCGAUAUUCCUGACUCUGGGCCAAGUCAUCUUCAUCAACAGCUUGAAGUCCGGGCUUGCGGUAUACGCUCCGUCCGUGGAUUCCGGGGCCGUGGUUUCUGCUGGGGCUGGAGCGAUCCGGAGCCUAGUUUCAAAGGAUAGACUGGCAGGGGUGUUGAUGGCUUAUAGUAAGGGGAUAGACCAUGUCUUUUAUUUGUCGGCUGGUAUAGGCGUCGGCUGCUUUUGUGUGGCGUGGGGGAUGGGGUGGAAAAAUAUAAGAAAGCGACAAGCCACUGGGGAUGAGGAGAGGUGCAGAUAG